Odobenus rosmarus divergens (Pacific walrus) is the source of this 3460-nucleotide messenger RNA. It is a transcript of the gene TNPO1, whose product is annotated as transportin 1. The transcript is spliced from 25 exons. The record is from RefSeq and is a predicted model, not a curated record. Gene Ontology annotation, molecular function: nuclear import signal receptor activity; small GTPase binding. Gene Ontology annotation, cellular component: nucleus; cytoplasm. Gene Ontology annotation, biological process: protein import into nucleus. Lineage: Eukaryota; Metazoa; Chordata; Mammalia; Carnivora; Odobenidae. The coding region runs from base 78 to 2774 and encodes 898 amino acids.
GUUCCGCAGCCAUUUCAGGCCCCGGACGGGAGGCAGCGCCGCUACGGCUGAGGGCCCGAGCGCCAGAGGCCUCUGGGAUGGUGUGGGACCGGCAAACCAAGAUGGAGUAUGAGUGGAAACCUGACGAGCAAGGGCUUCAGCAAAUCCUGCAGCUGCUGAAGGAGUCCCAGUCCCCAGACACCACCAUCCAGAGAACCGUGCAACAAAAACUGGAACAACUCAAUCAAUAUCCAGAUUUUAACAACUACCUGAUUUUUGUUCUUACAAAAUUAAAAUCUGAAGAUGAACCCACAAGAUCAUUGAGUGGUCUCAUUUUGAAGAAUAACGUGAAAGCACAUUUUCAGAACUUCCCAAAUGGUGUGACAGACUUUAUUAAGAGUGAAUGUUUAAACAAUAUUGGUGACUCCUCUCCUUUGAUUAGAGCCACUGUAGGUAUUUUGAUUACAACCAUAGCCUCCAAAGGAGAAUUGCAGAAUUGGCCUGACCUCCUACCGAAACUCUGUAGCCUAUUGGAUUCUGAAGAUUACAACACUUGUGAAGGAGCAUUUGGCGCCCUUCAGAAGAUCUGUGAAGAUUCUGCUGAGAUUUUAGAUAGUGAUGUGUUAGAUCGUCCUCUUAACAUCAUGAUUCCCAAAUUUUUACAGUUCUUCAAGCACAGUAGUCCAAAAAUAAGGUCUCAUGCUGUUGCAUGUGUCAAUCAGUUUAUCAUCAGUAGGACUCAAGCUCUGAUGUUGCACAUUGAUUCUUUUAUUGAGAACCUCUUUGCAUUGGCUGGUGAUGAAGAACCAGAGGUACGGAAAAAUGUGUGCCGGGCACUUGUGAUGUUGCUUGAAGUUCGAAUGGAUCGCCUGCUUCCUCACAUGCAUAACAUAGUUGAGUACAUGCUACAGAGGACGCAAGAUCAAGAUGAAAAUGUGGCUUUAGAAGCCUGUGAAUUCUGGCUCACUUUGGCUGAGCAACCCAUAUGCAAAGAUGUACUCGUAAGGCAUCUUCCUAAAUUGAUUCCUGUAUUAGUGAAUGGCAUGAAGUACUCAGAUAUAGAUAUUAUCCUACUUAAGGGUGAUGUUGAAGAAGAUGAAACAAUUCCUGAUAGUGAACAGGAUAUAAGGCCACGUUUUCAUCGAUCAAGGACAGUGGCUCAGCAGCAUGAUGAAGAUGGAAUUGAAGAGGAAGAUGAUGACGACGAUGAAAUUGAUGAUGAUGAUACAAUUUCUGACUGGAAUCUAAGAAAAUGUUCUGCUGCUGCCCUAGAUGUUCUUGCAAAUGUGUAUCGUGAUGAGCUUUUGCCACACAUUUUGCCCCUUUUGAAAGAAUUACUUUUUCAUCAUGAAUGGGUUGUUAAAGAAUCCGGCAUCUUGGUUUUAGGAGCAAUUGCUGAAGGUUGUAUGCAAGGCAUGAUUCCAUACCUGCCUGAGCUCAUUCCUCACCUUAUUCAGUGCCUCUCUGAUAAAAAGGCUCUUGUGCGUUCCAUAACGUGCUGGACUCUUAGCCGCUAUGCACACUGGGUAGUCAGCCAGCCCCCCGAUACGUACCUGAAGCCAUUAAUGACAGAAUUGCUAAAGCGAAUCCUGGACAGCAACAAGAGAGUACAAGAAGCUGCCUGCAGUGCCUUUGCUACCUUAGAAGAGGAGGCUUGUACGGAACUUGUUCCUUACCUUGCUUAUAUACUUGAUACCUUGGUCUUCGCGUUUAGUAAAUACCAGCAUAAGAACCUGCUCAUUCUUUAUGAUGCCAUAGGAACUUUAGCAGAUUCAGUAGGACAUCAUUUAAACAAACCAGAAUAUAUUCAGAUGCUAAUGCCUCCACUGAUCCAGAAAUGGAACAUGUUAAAGGAUGAAGAUAAAGAUCUCUUCCCUUUACUUGAGUGCCUAUCUUCAGUUGCCACAGCCCUGCAGUCUGGUUUCCUUCCAUACUGUGAACCUGUGUACCAGCGUUGUGUAAACCUAGUACAGAAGACUCUUGCACAAGCCAUGCUGAACAAUGCUCAACCAGAUCAAUAUGAGGCUCCUGAUAAAGAUUUUAUGAUAGUGGCUCUUGAUUUACUCAGUGGCCUGGCUGAAGGACUUGGAGGCAACAUUGAACAGCUGGUAGCCCGAAGUAACAUUCUAACGCUAAUGUAUCAAUGCAUGCAGGAUAAAAUGCCAGAAGUUCGACAGAGUUCCUUCGCCCUGUUAGGUGACCUGACGAAAGCUUGCUUUCAGCAUGUUAAGCCUUGUAUAGCUGAUUUCAUGCCUAUACUGGGAACCAACCUAAAUCCAGAGUUCAUUUCAGUCUGCAAUAAUGCCACAUGGGCAAUUGGAGAAAUCUCCAUUCAAAUGGGUAUAGAGAUGCAGCCUUAUAUUCCUAUGGUGUUGCACCAGCUUGUAGAAAUCAUUAACAGACCCAACACACCAAAGACGUUGUUAGAGAAUACAGCAAUAACAAUUGGUCGUCUUGGUUACGUUUGUCCUCAAGAGGUGGCCCCCAUGCUACAGCAGUUUAUAAGACCCUGGUGCACCUCUCUGAGAAACAUAAGGGACAAUGAGGAAAAGGAUUCAGCAUUUCGUGGGAUUUGUACCAUGAUCAGUGUGAAUCCCAGUGGAGUAAUCCAAGAUUUUAUAUUUUUUUGUGAUGCUGUUGCAUCGUGGAUUAACCCAAAAGAUGAUCUGAGAGACAUGUUCUGUAAGAUCCUUCAUGGAUUUAAAAAUCAAGUUGGGGAUGAAAAUUGGAGGCGUUUCUCUGACCAGUUUCCGCUUCCCUUAAAAGAGCGUCUUGCAGCUUUUUACGGUGUUUAAUCUCAUACACUUAAGCUGCAGUCCCAUAAUUAGGGGUCCUUCAGUCUUGGAGACUAUGAGGGAGCCUCUGCACCCAGGGAAAAUGUUACCCUUUACAGGGGGGAAGGGUAAACCAGUAGGGAAUACAGUACAAUCCCAACCCUACUGGGAGGGGCGGGAGGGAGGUGUUGCCGUCACUGUAUUAAGUCGAUGUUGGGAAACGUUUUAACAUCUGGAGCCUUUGUGGGUGGAAAUCUGUCUCCAAUUACAACUCCGCACUGGAUGUGAAGAAGCAAAAACAAACAAACAAACAAAAAAAACAAAAACACAAAAAAACAAAAACAAAACCUAUUCAGUCUACUCACAAAACAGUACAUCCUGGAAUAUUAUGGGGAAUUGUACCAAAACAAGAACCACAUAAAUGAUGCAUAGGGAUAAUAAGAAAGAGGAAAAAUUCUGUAGCGCACAAUAAAGGAAACCUAAGAAUGGGGGUUACAAACAGUAAAGAAGCUUUUUUUUCCCCUUAAUUUAAAGAUUUUUAUAAAUUUUCCCACGUGUUGGGGCCUUGUUUUUGCAUGCUGAUGAAGAACUACACAAAUGAAGCUAAUAGAAUUAAAAUCAGCUUGCCUACCCAUAGUAGAAGCAGGUUCUUGGAAGUUACAAUUUAAGGUACCCCAAAAAAAGUUGGAAAUAAAACAAAACAAAUU